This is a messenger RNA of Solanum dulcamara, 3996 nucleotides long. RefSeq lists its product as uncharacterized. The transcript has 13 exons. The record is from RefSeq and is a predicted model, not a curated record. NCBI's taxonomy places the organism in Eukaryota, Viridiplantae, Streptophyta, Magnoliopsida, Solanales, Solanaceae. Bases 270 to 3254 code for a protein of 994 amino acids.
GAACGGCGCCUAACGGCGUGCCGGCAAACAAGAAAUUAUGAAAGAGUUAGUGGGUCCCACUUUCCUGCUGUGAAGUUUCUCUCUGUGCAAUUAAUCGGUGACCAUUCUCAGAUCUUCACAGGCCCUUUCUUUUCUUCUUCCGAUUCAGCUAAGACUCUUCGCCGGCAGGAUCCGACCCGAUAACAGUCAAGCUUCCUCGACCGGACCCUAGCUUCGCUUGAUCCGAAUUCAGCGACUAGGCAGUUGUAGAGUGAGUGAGGAAAAGUAAAAUGCUGCGUAUACCGUCUACAAUUGAGGAACAGUUGGUACUAAAAGCAAUUAGAGAAGAAUGUCCUUGGGAGAAUCUUCCGAAGCGGCUUCAGUCCACGUUAAAUUCCAAAGAAGAUUGGCACAGAAGGAUAAUUGAACAUUGCAUAAAAAAGAGACUCAUGUGGAAUACUUGCUUUGCUCGUAAAGUGUGUAAAGAAGCUGAAUACUAUGAAGAAAUGUUGCGGUAUCUCCGAAGGAACUUGGCGCUUUUUCCAUAUCACCUAGCGGAGUAUGUUUGCCGUGUCAUGAGGGUGUCUCCUUUCAGAUACUAUUGCGACAUGAUUUUUGAAGUUAUGAAAAACGAGCAACCCUAUGAUAGCAUCCCAAAUUUUAGCGCUGCAGAUGCCUUACGGCUUACUGGAAUUGGAAGAAAUGAAUUUAUUGACAUCAUGAACAAGUGCAGAUCUAAGAAAAUUAUGUGGAAGCUUAAUAAAUCAAUAGCGAAAGAACUAUUGCCUACACAGCCAGUGGACUUUGUUAUUGAGCCAUGGUGGGGAGUUUGUCUUGUCAACUUUACGCUAGAAGAAUUCAAGAAACUGACUGAAGAAGAAACAGCAACAAUAGAUAAAAUCUGCAAGGAAGAAGCAAACUCUUUCAUUCUUUUUGAUCCUGAAAUUAUUAAGGGGCUUCAUUUGCGAGGACUAGUCUACUUUGAUGUUCCUGUCUAUCCUGAUGACCGUUUUAAAGUUUCAAGGCUCGAAGGAUUUGUUUCUAACCGAGAGCAGUCCUAUGAAGAUCCAAUUGAGGAGUUGCUAUAUGCUGUUUUUGUGGUUUCAAGUGAGAAUUCAACUGUUGCUGAAUUGGCUGCAACAUUACAGGCUGAUCUUUCUCAACUUCAAGCAGCUGCAUCUUUUGCUUGCAGAUUGGGAUGGGCUGUCAAACUAAUAGACCCUGCAUCUAUUCUGCAAGACCCUAAUGUCCCAGGGUCACCUAAGAGCCUUCUGAGUGACGAGGAAGAUGGCUCUCAUGCCAGCUUGGGCUCUGCAAACGUGUCCGCUGAUGGCAGUGCUUUUCAGCAAGUAGAAAUUCCAUGGACAGAAAAUAAUAGCAGGAGUUCUGGUUAUGCUCGGGUUGCUUUUCUUGUUGAUGCUAAUAUAACUUCUUAUCUUAUGAUGGGAUCUGUAUCACCAGGUCUAAAAUCUCAUGCUGUGACUUUGUAUGAAGCGGGAAAACUAGGUCAUGCUAGUAUUGCAGAUCUUUGUAAAGAUUUGGGCACACUUGAGGGGGCCAAAUUUGAAGGCGAACUGCAAGAGUUUGCAAAUCAUGCAUUUAGUCUUCGAUGCGUCCUGGAAUGUCUAACAUCAGGUGGGGUUCCAGCUGAAGAAAUAGAAAAGACUGGCAUUAUGUCUUCAAGAAGUGAGGAUGCUUAUUCAAUAACAAAGGAUAUUUCAUUUUCUGAAAAAUCAGGAGAUACCCCUAAAGAUAUAUCUGAGCUAAAUAAUGAAGAUUUGCUAAAUUCUGAAACACCUAAAUUGCCUAAGGAUGAAGAAACUCUAUCAGGAAAAAAAUCUGAAGAAACAGAUCAAUCAGACUGGGAGUUAAAACAGGAGAUCAGUUCUGAGACUGAUGAAAAAGUAUCUGCGGACAACUUAGAUGCUGAUAAAGGGGUGAGGAAACAGAUAAAAUACCGCGUGGAUAUACUCCGCUGUGAAAGCUUGGCUGCUCUGUCACCGGCUACUUUAGAUCGUCUGUUUAUGCGUGACUAUGACAUUGUUGUAUCCAUGGUGCCCCUCCCCCCUUCUUCAGUUUUGCCAGGACCAAAAGGCCCUGUUCAUUUUGGACCUCCCUCCCAUUCAUCUAUGACACCCUGGAUGAAAUUGGUGCUAUAUUCUGCUACAGCUUUUGGACCUCUAUCAGUUGUUCUGAUGAAAGGUCACUUGUUAAGAAUGCUUCCUGCCCCAUUAGCUGGCUGUGAGAAAGCACUUCUAUGGUCAUGGGAUGGAUCUUCCGUUGGAGGUUUGGGGGGCAAGCCUGAAGGGAAUUUGGUAAAAGGAAGUAUACUUUUACAUUGUAUAAACUCACUGCUCAAGCAGUCUUCUGUCCUUGUGCUUCCCCUCAGCAGAUAUGAUCUUAAUGAGGCUGGAAAAGUUGUUACAUUGGAUAUUCCCUUGCCCUUGAAGAACUCUGACGGUUCAACAGCUCAAGUAGCGGAGGAACUAGGACUGUCCCCCAAAGAAACUUUCAAUCUGAAUUCACUAUUAGCUUGUCUGUCUAACAAACUUAAUUUUUGGACUAUUGGUUUUAUUCGCCUGUUAAGACUUUACAAAGAUAGAGUCCAAGAAAAUAUUGCACCUGCUGAUGAUAAGUAUGAAUGGGUUCCACUAAGUGUAGAAUUCGGCAUUCCACUGUUUAGUCCAAAAUUGUGCAAUCAUAUAUGCAAGAGAUUAGUUUCCUCACAACUACUCCAAACAGAUUUAUUCGGAGAGCAUCAUGAUGCAAUGCAAGAGUUGAGAAAGAAAUUGCGAGAUGUUUGUGCUGAGUAUCAGGCCACAGGUCCAACAGCGAAGUUCCUUUACCAGAAAGAACAGCCAAAGGAAUCAUCCCGGCAUUUUAUGAACUAUGCAAGUGGAAGGUGGAACCCCAUUAUUGAUCCUUCUUCUCCUAUUUCUGGUGUCUCUAGCGAACACCACAGACUAAAACUUGCUCAUCGACAGCGAUCUCGAACAGAAGUUCUGAGUUUUGAUGGCAAUAUUUUGAGAUCAUAUGCUCUGACUCCUGUUUACGAGGCUGCCACCAGGCCAAUUGAGGAAUCUCCCUCAGUAACUACUGCUAAGGUUGAAAAAGAUGAUGCUGAGAAUAAAGAAGAGAUAUAUCCUGGUGUAAACCUUCUAUUUGAUGGAUCUGAGCUGCGCCCAUUUGAGAUAGGUGCUUGUUUGCAGGCUCGUCAACCUGUGUCUUUAAUUGCAGAGGCCUCUGCAACAUCUGCUAUUUUUUCAGUCAAAUAGUGUUAACGGAUAUCUUCAAUGUUCAUGUAAGAAAGAUGUGCUCUAAUGACCAAUUUUUCGAGAGUAUCAUUGGCUACCGGACCUUGCUUUGCUGCUACUGGUUCGUUGGGUCGAUUGUCUGUCCUUGCAUUGAUUUGAUGACAACAUGGGAAGGUAUUGAGGAUCUGACUUCUCAUUGUAUCAGUUGGAUGGGGUUUACUGAAUGGAGAGUCUUUUUUUCCUUGUGGUGUUUUCUAUUUGCAAGAAUUUGGUUGAUGCAGGUAUUAUGCUGAGUUCUGUUAUUUUGUAGAAGAGAAGAGAAAACCAUGUGUAUUCAUAGAUGGAGGUAUGCCCACAAACUAGCUAAACAACAGAGCCUUGGAUUGCACAUAAGAUAUGUGAAUGAAAUGAAGGUGAAAAAAAUCAAACAUGUGUAUUCUGUAAUAUGAAAUUAAGGCUUUGACAUAAUGAGGAACUAAACGAAGAUGUUGCUGAUGUACCGCAUUUAUUUCCACGUGUAUCUACUGCUAUCUGAACAUCUCAUCAGCUGAGUAUUGGUGUUUAAGGCUCCAUUUUUAUUCGAAGGAGCUUGGAGAACUUGAUAUGGUGUAAUUGAGAAAAAAAAGUUGACAUUCAAAGAUUGUCAAAACGAAGUUGUGAUUGCAAACACUUUUGCUUUUUCCCUUUUGGUUUGUUUUAUCACUUUAUGGAAAACAAUGUAUAUAUAUGGUUUUGGGAGAAAUUAUUGUGGAAUUUAGUUUUA